Capsaspora owczarzaki ATCC 30864 is the source of this 2832-nucleotide messenger RNA. RefSeq names its product NucleOLar protein family member. NCBI's taxonomy places the organism in Eukaryota, Filasterea, Ministeriida, Capsasporidae. The transcript has 6 exons. The record is from RefSeq and is a predicted model, not a curated record. Gene Ontology annotation, biological process: rRNA base methylation; maturation of LSU-rRNA. Gene Ontology annotation, molecular function: rRNA (cytosine-C5-)-methyltransferase activity; RNA binding. Bases 36 to 2753 code for a protein of 905 amino acids. Gene Ontology annotation, cellular component: nucleolus.
UUCAUUUAUUAGUUGGUGAUCUGAGACAAGCAGAGAUGGGCAAAGUCGCACGCCGUGAGCUGUCGGACAGCCGCCGCGGACCGGGUCGCGCGAGCAAGAAGCAAGCCGAUCCCACUCCGCUGUUCAGUGGUAGCACUAGCACUAGCAGUGGUGGCAGUGGCAAAAAGGCGCAGUCGCAGCAGCAUGGCAAGCAGAGCAAUGGAAAGCAGCAGCUCAAUGCAAAGCAAACCAAGCCAGCCAUCGCAACCGCCACCAAGCAGCAGAAACAGCAGCAGCAGCAGCAGCAACAGCAACAGAAGCAGGUGAUGAAUGGCAAGCAUGGAUCCAAGCGACAGGAGCAAGCGUCCGACGAUGAUGAAGAGGACCUCGAAGACGAAGAGGACGAGGACGAGGACAGCGAGCAAGCCAUGUGGGACGAUGAUGAUCAUGAUGAUGACAUGGACGACGACGAGGAUCAAGAUGAUGAUGAUGAUGAUCACGAAGAUCAAGAUGAUGAUCAAGAAGAUGACAGGAUGGACGACGACGACGAGGACGAGGACGACCAGGACAAGGUCAAUGCUACACAUGGCAAACACGCCGCAGUCCAGGCCAAGGGUCGCGCUGCACCCGCCAUCGCACCCGCUGCCGCAAAGACCUCCAAGGUGGCAUCUGCCAAGACCACGCCCGUCGCCGCAGCUGCUACGGCCGCCAAGAAGGGCAAUGCAGUCGCAAAGAGGGGCUUGCUUGACGACGACGAGGACGACGACGACGAUCAAGCGCCAGCCAUCAAGGGCAAGGCGUUCUCAGACUCGAACAAGUCAUGGCUCAAGCCCAAGAAGGGCGCUGCUGCUGCCGCUGCAUCAGACGAGGAUGACGAGGAAGAAGGCUCGGACGACGACGAAGAAGGCGACGAAUUUGACGACGACGACGACGACGAGUUUGACGGCCAGCCCAUCAAGCUCGGCAUGCGCGGCCGCAGCGCAGACUCGGACGACUCGGACGACGAGCAAGACGACGAGGACGAGGGUGACGACGCGGCGCCCCUCGGUGACAACGACGACGAGGAAGAUGACGGCCUGCAGACCAACAUCUCAGGUCGCGACACGUUCACGCUGCCCAGCGGCCAGGAGAUUGAGAAGGAGUCUCUGCUGCCCCCAGACCGUGUUCUCUUGCAGCAGCGCAUCAAGGACAACAUUAUGGUUUUGGCCGACUUUGCCAAGCUCCGCGAUCCCGAGCGAUCGCGAUCCGAGUACAUGGAGGUGCUCACCCGCGACCUGACGCUGUACUACGGCUACUCUGACUAUCUGAUGGGCAAGCUGCUCGAGCUGUUCCCUCUUGGCGAGAUUGUCGAAUUCCUCGAGGCAAACGAAUCGCCACGCCCCAUCUCCAUCCGCACAAACACGCUCAAGACGCGAAGGCGCGACUUGGCUCAAGCGCUGAUCAACCGCGGCGUCAACCUCGACCCCAUCGGCAAGUGGUCCAAGGUCGGUCUGGUCAUUUUCGACUCGCCUGUCCCGAUUGGCGCCACGCCCGAGUACUUGGCGGGCCACUACAUGAUCCAGAGCGCCUCGUCCUUCCUUCCGGUCAUGGCGAUGGCUCCGCAAGAGCACGAGCGUAUCUUGACCAUGUGCGCCGCACCCGGUGGCAAGACUGCUUACUGCGCCGCCCUCAUGAAGAAUACCGGUGUCAUUUUCGCCAAUGACGCCAGCAAGGACCGGUUGCGGGCACUGGUCGCCAAUACCCAUCGCAUGGGCAUCACCAACACGAUCGUUUGCAACUACGACGGCCGCGCCUUCCCCAAGGUGAUGGGUAACUUUGACCGCGUUCUUCUGGACGCCCCGUGCUCGGGCACUGGUGUCAUUGCCAAGGAUCAGUCUGUCAAGACCAACAAGUCGGACGAUGACAUUAUGCGCUGCAGCACACUGCAAAAGGAGCUCAUUCUGGCCGCGAUCGACUCUGUCGACGCCAACAGCAAGACUGGCGGCUACAUUGUUUACUCGACCUGCUCCAUCACCGUCGAGGAGAACGAGUGGGUUAUCGACUAUGCUCUGCGCAAGCGCAACGUCAAGCUGGUCGAGACCGGGCUGGACUUUGGUCAGCCUGGCUUCAAGAGCUUCCGCGAGCGCCGCUUCCAUCCGACCGUCAGCCUCUCGCGCCGCUUCUACCCACACGUGCACAACAUGGACGGUUUCUUUGUGGCCAAGUUCAAGAAGAUUAGCAACGCCAUUCCCCGUGCGCAGGGCGAGGACGGCGAAGACGGCCAAGCAGGCAGUGACGACGAUGACGAGGAGGACGGGAGCAAGGCCGACCGCAAAAAGCACAAAAAGCAUGGCAGCGGCAAGCAGUCGGCAGACUCGAGCAGUGACAAGCACGGUCGGUCAAGUGUUGCCGCGCAAGCCAGCGGCGAACAGAUGGUGGUGGAUGCGCAAGCAAGCGCCAAGCCAGUGCGCAGCAAGAACAAGGACGCCCCGAAACAAAAGCAGCAGCAGGAGGAGAGCAAUCAAGCAGCCAAGGCCUCCGUCAAGCCCUCGACAAAGGCAAAGGAGGCGAAAUCUCAGUCUGUCGACGAACCCGCCAAGCCUGUGCGAGGUGCGAAGCGUUCGGCAGAAGCAGAUGCCCCGGUCGCUGCGCCAGCAGCAGUGGAACCAGCGUCUAGCAAAAAGAAGGCGCGCGUCGAGCCAGAAGAGACCCCCGCUGUCAAGCCGUCUGCUGCUGCUGCCGCUGUUGUCAAGAGCGGCAAGUCUUCAAAAGCGACCAAGUCUGCCAAGGCAUAGCUCGAGUGGUGUUGAUGGAGAGCGAGCAAAGGAGCGCCCACAAGUUCAUAUUCUUAAAAAUACAAUGGUUUUACAUUCA